Messenger RNA from Helianthus annuus (common sunflower), 2239 nucleotides. RefSeq lists its product as uncharacterized. The coding region runs from base 1635 to 2168 and encodes 177 amino acids. The transcript is spliced from 7 exons. The record is from RefSeq and is a predicted model, not a curated record. Lineage: Eukaryota; Viridiplantae; Streptophyta; Magnoliopsida; Asterales; Asteraceae.
UGGUACAUCAAAUGUUGGCAGGGGUCGUGGUUUUGUGGCAGGUUAUUCUGAUUACUUUUACUUCCUCAAAAGAUCAUUGGCAAUGUAACUUGUAGGUUGUUUUUCUUUUGAAAAUCGGUAGUUUUUUUUUUAUAUAAGUAAUGGAAAGUAUAAUGAAUAGAGGUUACAUUGGCUGUUUUAUUUGCUAGUUUGGUUUGUUUAAUAAACAGCUGAUGUAUAAAAAAUGUAAACUAAAUUACAAAUGUUAAUUUAAAUGGUUUACUAAGUCAUGAAUUCCUAAAUCAAAAUCACAAAGAUUUUUUUUAGGAAAUCAAAAAAAAAAAAAAAUAGCAACCAAAAUGGCAUUUUACCUAUUUCUUAUAAAAUAGAAAAGCCUAAGAGAACAGGUGAUAAUCACAUUCAUUUAUAUAAUUAAUGGUGCUUGUUUUCAACAUUGCAUAGUCACGAAUCAAUAUGGAAGCAGUUUUGAUAAGAGAUAUAUUGAUAGAAGCAAUGCUAAGCCUGCCAUUAAAGAGAAAAAACAAUUUGAAGGAGUUAGUUUUGUUCCUAAGACCGCCACCGAAGAUAAUAGGUCAGCAACAAGUGAUCAGGGCAGCAAUAAGAGAACUAUGCAGCAACAAGUAGUGACAUGAGUUAGGAGGGGUCGUGGCCAAGGUGUAGUGAGAGUUGAUCAAAGUAGGGUCAAGGUGUCGUGGCAGGGGUUGGAAGAAGUCAUGGUCGAUGUGUUGAUCGAAAUAGUGGUGAGCAAGGUCGUGGUCAAGGUGUUAAUCAAGGAAGUGUUCUAGGUAGUAGUGAUAGUAUUGGACUACAAUCUGAUGCACCACGGCAUACUUUGAUGUCUUCUCACAUUGAGGAUGGUGAUGGUGAUGGUGAUGGUGAUGAUGUGUCUUCAGUUCAUGUUACUUCUACGAAGUGGGGAAGCGCUUCCCAACUUCAAAUACCCGAACGAAAGAACCGUGAGUGGAUCUAUGUUCAAGUGGAUCUAGUGAUAGUAUUGGACUACAAUCUGAUGCACCACGGCAUACUUUGAUGUCUUCUCACAUUGAGGAUGGUGAUGGUGAUGGUGAUGAUGUGUCUUCAGUUCAUGUUACUUCUACGAAGCGGGGAAGCGCUUCCCAACUUCAAAUACCCGAACCAAAGAACCGUGAGUGGAUCUAUGUUUAAGAUGGAGAAUUUAGUAAUCAAACAAGAUCUACCCGAGUUAUUGGAGUAAAUCUAAAGAGUAUGUGGAAUGGUCCACGGGAAAGCUAGAAAGAUAUUCCUAAUGAGGACAAAAAGCGGUUGUUUGAACGAUUCCAAUGGGAGGAGAAAUGGAAUGUUGAAAUUUAUAUGUGCUGGGAGCGGUGUAUUGCUGGUAAAAUCCCUAAUAUGUUGAGUAGGGUACGAGAUGCUACCAAAGCAAUAGCAGCAAGAAAAGGUGUACAAGUUGAAGUCGAUAUGUCUGGUCUUGUUGAUUUUAAACCACCAUGGAUCAAAACGGAGACAUGUAAACAAAUGAUUGAAAUCUAGAAUACGCCCGAAUGGAAAGCAAAGUCUCAAAGAAACAAAAACAUUAGAAGCGAAUCAAAAGGGGGCAAACACACCCUUGGGUCACAAAAGCUAAGACAAUUGGUCGUGAACCAUCACACUCUGAGAUGUGGAAACAAACACAUCUCAGAAAAGGAAAUAGGCCGUUUGAUAAAGAUCUCGAUUGUAGAAGUUCGAUAGUUGAGAACGUUGAUUUGGAGGACGUUGAUUUGGAGGACAAUGAAUUAGAAGGGAAUUUACAAGAAAAGAAAUUGGCGUGGGUUGACGAUCGGGCACAAGAGACUUUGGAGAAAUACGAGGGAUAUCUUAUGGAGAAGUAUGGGGAGGAUUGUAUCCAGCAAUCAAUAUUUGACCAAGGCUUAUGGUUCCGAGCAGCCGGGGGAAAGAAAAAGGGCAAAGUGUAUGGGUUAAGUAAUUUUAGUGACCCAUAUGUACGUGACAGAGAAGACCAGGAGAUCGAAAGGUUGAACGUGAUCAUCCAAGAGAUAGUGAAAGAAAAAGAAGAAGAGAAAGAAAGGUUGAACGGAAUUAUUGCGGGGUUGGUGAUGGAAAAAGAAAAAGAUAAGGCGGAGAAAGAGGCUAUGAAUGAAAGGAUGACGAACAUUGAAUCAAUGCUAAAACUUAGGUUUCAAAAGAUCUAAUCAUCGAGUUAGCUUAUAAAGACUUUAUUUUGAGUAUGUAUUUUGUUGGGAUAACCAUAUUUGAUGUUUUA